Messenger RNA from Umbelopsis ramanniana AG, 520 nucleotides. RefSeq lists its product as uncharacterized. The transcript has 3 exons. Gene Ontology annotation, biological process: translation. Gene Ontology annotation, cellular component: mitochondrial small ribosomal subunit; ribosome. The record is from RefSeq and is a predicted model, not a curated record. Gene Ontology annotation, molecular function: structural constituent of ribosome; small ribosomal subunit rRNA binding. Bases 35 to 373 code for a protein of 112 amino acids. Lineage: Eukaryota; Fungi; Mucoromycota; Umbelopsidomycetes; Umbelopsidales; Umbelopsidaceae.
AGUUUGAUCAUUCACUCAACACAAGUCGUCCAUUAUGCCCUUUUACGAAUUGGUCUGCAUAGCUCGAAGCAAUCUUGUCAAGAAUAACUUGCAAGAUUUACUCAAAACUUCAGCCGUACAAGUCCUCGACAAGGGCGGUGUUGUUCGAGGCUUUGAAAACUGGGGAAGCAGAAUCCUCCCACACAGAAUUAAGAGACAUCAACAAUACUUCAACUCUGGACAUUACUGGUUGAUGCACUUCGACGCUAAUCCAGCAACAGUUCAGGAGUUGGGCAAGAAGCUUCGUGUCGACCCUCGCGUGUUGCGUCAUAACGUUAUAAAACUCGGUAGCAAGCUUGAAGAUGUUACUGCUCGCCCAGAAAAGACUUUUUAAACCAAAUGAAAUCACCCAUUCUCGCUAUCACCCUUAACCAGCCAGAUUGAAGACUGUAUAUAACAUUAUAGAAACGACACUGAUAUUAUUUGAUCAUUGAGAAUAAAAUAGUAAGCGCCUUUUGCAAUACCAAAAAAAAAAUUGGAU